CUAAGAUAGUGGCCUACAGGCGUUAGUUAUGAUUGGUGGGAUCAUAACGGCAGUGUGAAGCCCAGAUAUAUUACAUAACCGGCUAACCCCCAGCAACCAUGACCGGAUACAGAGGCUGAGGCAAGAGUUUCAGCAGGCCCAGAACGUCCCGGAUGACCCAGAUGAUCGCAGGAGGACCUACAGCUUCGAGCAGCCCUGGUCAAACACCAGCAGCAACGGUCCGGGCGGGUACAGCCAGCCAGGUCGUCACUCGGUGUCGGUCGAGGUGCAGAUGCAAAGACAGAGGCAGGAGGAGAGAGACUCGUUCACCCAGGCACAGCGACAGUACAGCUCCCUGCCACGGCAACCUAGGAAGAACCCUAGCACCAUCUCCCAAGACUCUUGGGAAAAGGCAUACCCACCUGGAGAAGGUUUCCAGACUGCUAAGGACAACCCCAGGUACUCCAGCUACCAGGGCUCCAGGAACGGCUAUCCAGGCGGAGGUGGCGUCAACGCCAGAGUCCUUCUGGAGGCCCAGGAGCUCUUGAGGCAGGAGCAGAGACGCAGAGAGCAGGAAGCCAAAGGGAAGUUAAUGCAGGAAAGCGCCGCUAACAGCAGCUACGAGGGCUACACAGCGCACCUGAAAGACCCCGCGUCUCCUAAAGGCCCAUACCGACACGAUGUGCCACCUUCACCGUCGCAGUUAGCGAGGCUUAAUAGGUUGGGAUCUGAGAAAGGAAGACUUUUUUAUUCUUGAAGACUGUUAUUGGGCUGAUUGAUGAGGAGCUGAACAAAAAGAUUAGAGCCAAGGGAAUUAUUCUGAAGAAAGAAGAGUGGACACUAUGAAUCUUGACAGGGGACAACCUAGAGGUCCUAUAGCUUAGCAAUGAUCUUAAAGGCAAACAGUUGUGAAGUGUACUCAGUAUGUGGGUGUUUGUGUUCAGUCCACCGCUGUGAGGAUGACCUAUACUAGUCAGUCAUUCACUCACCCUCCCACAAACAGUGCCUUCUCUGCAUUCACGAACACGAAGCUUGUUCACAGUCGUCCAGGACUCUGAUUCAUCGAGAUCUGGCAUCGUCGUGUACUGACAAUCAAAUGGGCAGACAGGCAAGUGAGUGGGCGCUUUUUUGUGCCCACGGGGAGGCGUAAGUUUCUGUGUGGGUUUGGUAUGUGGGCAUGUGACAAGGUACAUGUUUCACUAUCAAGAAUGUGUCCCGUGGAUGACUCUCCCCACCUGUCACACUCGGCCCCGACAGAUGCUGCCGGUGUUUAUCAGCAUUCUGUUUUCUCUACUUUUAGUCUUCUCUCCACAGCAAUACAGCUCUCACAGUACUCCACAGGGAGCACAGAAAACAAGGCAAAGUGUGUGAAAGAAAGCAGGGCACAGUGAGUGUGUGUUAUUAAUAAAAAAGACCCCUCAUAAAUGAUUCAUAUUUUGUGUUAUCUCCGUGGAGGAGACUCAGGCAGAGAGGGUAGACAGCUCUGAUCCUCUGCCUGGCCCCUCUGCAUGGCUCUGGGCUUGACUCGCUGGCCCGCCUGCCUGUCUGUCUGGAGCCUUCAUCCUCUCUGUGUUGUUCUCAUCUUCUCUCUGUUCAUUAUGCUCCUUUUUUUUUCCUACCUCAACACCUUUAUCCUCCGCUGCCCUGCUCUCCCUUCGUUGCGCAUCUCACACCUUCCCUUCCCCUUACUCUUCCUCCUGCUACACACUGCCACCCUCCUCCUCCUCCUCCUCGUCUCCCGAGUCAGGCUCUGCACUGCAUUUUUCAUCACAAGCCACCUGCUGCCUGCCAGAGCCAAAGAACGCUGCCACCAGAGGCAUCGACAGAGGGCCCGGCUUCUGACAUAAAGAGUGGAAUAAAAGCCAAAAAAAAAGAGACAGAAUAAAGAUGGGUAGAGAGACAACGAGCCUCGGAGUGUGAGAUUAGCUGGAGCUUAUUCCUGGUUUUAACAAAAGGCAAAACUGUCCUCGGGUGUUAAUUGCUUUCAAUUGCUAUAAUUGCUUUUUGUAUUUUUGCAGUUGUUAGCAUUUAACCAGCACUGUUCUCCAGAAUAAUUUAAAAAGAGGCGACAGGUAAGGGGGCUAUCUUACUUUUAUUAAAAAAAAAGAAGCAUCACUCAGUUAAUAAACUGAAUGCCAAAGCCUUUUAAAGGAAGAACAAACUGAUAAAGCAGCAUAUUUACUGGCAGGUCAUUUUGCAGCGUCUAGUUCUGCUACCGUAUUACAAUGAAGGUGAAUGAAAUAUGACUUGAAAUUGUUCUUUCCAUACAAGUAGUUCAGAAAGAAACAGUGUGUUAGGGUUGGUUCAUCCUGAAAUAUUUCCCAUUAAUAUGGUAAUCCUAAGUUUGUGCUCUCCAGCUUCACCUCUCUCUGUGCAGCUUGCCUAAAUGUGGAAUCAUUCCACAGCCUCACAUGUAAACAAACAGGCAUUCAUUAAUCAUUAUGCAAGGUGAGUGGGUCACCUGGCAAGUCGCCCUGGAUGGAGUUCCCAAAAGUUGGCAAAAUGGUUUUUCCAGGCAGCAGAGGUGUUGUGUGAGGGGUUUAAGCAGCAGCCUUGUCACAGCAGAAAACGCCACAGCGAACUUCAGGCUGGAAAUUUCAGCAGGCUGGAAUAAUGCUAACACCUGUCAGUAACAACAGCGCUGCGGUUGCUUUUGCUCACUGUCCUCAAACAGGCUUUUCUCCCACUGGCUCCGCUUAAACUCGAAGGACAGCUGUUAUGAAAAUGGAAAAAGAUGCAUACAGAUUUUCUUUGGCCCUCUUGUGAACUUGUUUCACACAAUGCUUUAGUGCUGCUGCGACUGAGCUGAGAAGGAUUUGGGUUUUUUUUUUUUUUUUUUUUGCCUUGGUCUCAAUUAAAUAAGGAAACAGAAGUAUAAAACAAACCUGGACAAAUUAAAUGAGAAAUAUAUACGUGACUAGAUAAAAUUUCCAUUCCAGUCGAACUCUGCGGCCACUGAUUAGAAACUUUUUCAUGAGGCACUAAUCAGUGAAGCCAGCUGUUGUAGGUGUACUGGAAAGAACACCUUGGGCAUUGAUGACACAUGCUUAAAAAAAAAAAAAAAAAAUUACUGCCACCAGCCCACUGUUAUAAUUACUGCCGUAGGUGGCAACCUCUUACUCCGUGCUCGUCUUUCUUUGACAGCACUGUUUGUGAUGAGAUUGCGUCUGCCUGCAAGCAAACAAAUUAAACGGGGCAGAGGUCAAACUUUAAACAAAAGGGAAACACAGAAAAAGCUAUGGAAAACAAACAGGCAGUGCAUAAUCACCCUUCACUCCCACACCAUCUCUAUAUGCAGAGUGAAGCAGCGUGACAUACAUUAUCUCCUGCUGUUUAAUGAAGACCCUUGCUGGGAAAGACACAGGCCUAGUAAGGGUAAUAAAUGAGAUGAAGAAAAGCAUAAACCUUUAGUGGCAUUAUUCCAGUGUGUAAACUUUUAUUUUAUCCUUAGGAAAGCUAACAAUAUCGGUCAGCGCGCGUAUUUAUGUGUGCAGGGGUGUAACGGCAGAAACGGACUUGGGCCUCUCUCCCAGUUUGAAGGUUUUUAAACCGACCCGAGAAUGAAGCUGAUGAAAAACUGUUACCAAAUAAAGACGCAAGCUGUGCAGGUGAGAGACAAAGGGUUCUCCGUUGUGAGCAUUAUUUUAGUACGUGUCGGGCUCCUGCUGUGAACGCAAAUUGCAGACACGCACAUUUAGAAGGACGUAUUUGACCUGUGCUCUAAAAUCAAUGGAUUUUAAUGUUCAGCUGUCCUGUUACGGCGUCUGAUAUCGAUAAGUGCCUGAGAUGAUAUCACAAAAUGUUACACGGAGGUGGUUAUGAUGUGAUUUUUCUGUCAGUGACACUGCAGCACACAAAUCAGUGUUUUGUUUUGUUUUUAACCAUUUUAAAUUCAUAAAGGGUACACUUUCCUCAACAUUUUUCUUAUUACUAUUUGCGAGAGCCAAUACAGUUAUCAUUGUAUUUGUACUCUUGAUAUGCCUUCAACUAUACUGCACCAUGAUGUGUUUUUAAAGUAUCUAAAAAAGAAAUGGAAGUUAUUAGAUGCUGAUGUGCAAUGGUUUUGUUUUUUGUUUUCCAGAAAACUUUUACAUGAUCUAAAUGUAUACAGCCACUUCUUCCUGUACAUAUCAAAUUUUAGAAUAAAACAGAAGGCUGUUCCAUCCUG
Molecule: messenger RNA, 4147 nt
Organism: Archocentrus centrarchus (flier cichlid)
Lineage: Eukaryota; Metazoa; Chordata; Actinopteri; Cichliformes; Cichlidae
Product: partitioning defective 3 homolog
Exons: 4
Coding region: 272-736 (154 amino acids)
Biological process (GO): microtubule cytoskeleton organization; establishment of centrosome localization; cell adhesion
Cellular component (GO): cell cortex; apical junction complex; adherens junction
Molecular function (GO): phosphatidylinositol binding
Source: RefSeq, a predicted model, not a curated record